Molecule: messenger RNA, 1167 nt
Organism: Brassica oleracea var. oleracea
Lineage: Eukaryota; Viridiplantae; Streptophyta; Magnoliopsida; Brassicales; Brassicaceae
Exons: 4
Coding region: 129-1019 (296 amino acids)
Source: RefSeq, a predicted model, not a curated record
AGAAGUGACAAUCUCUUAUUUUGAAGCUAUAUAUUGUAUUUAAUAGCUUUUCUCGAGCUAGACCAAACCCAUCUCUUCCUUUUCUCGUUGAGGCUCUCUCGUCUCAAGCUGACACUCUCAAGUUCAAGAUGACAAAAGAUAACUGGCCUCCUGAGGAGACUAGAUACUUUUUCCAACUUUAUGCCGAAGAGAGAAGAAAGGGAAAUAGGACCAGUACGUCUAUGAAUAAAGUAGGGAAGGAGAACAUCAUGGUGGCGUUUGAAGACAGGUUUAAGAAAGGAUAUGAUUCUUGGCAGACUUUCAAGAACAAAUACGACACAAGUAGGAAGAAAUACACCAAGUUUAGGAAGUUAACUAAGAAUAGGACAGGGCUUGGGUUUGAUAACUUGGGAAGGAUCGAUAUGUCAGAUGAUUGGUGGAGUGAACGAGAAAAGGAGUGUCCUGGGAUUAGAAGAUCCAUGUGGAAAGAGGAAUUUAAUAUGGAUCUGUUUGAAGAAGAGUUCCGUGCUGUAGUAGUAACUGGAGCAGAAGGAUGGAGUGCUCAACAUGGAGAAGGAAGCUUAAAUUCUAGAGUGGGUGGAGAUGAAGGUGAUGAAGCCGAUUCUCAGCCAGCAGCAGAAACAGAAACUCAAGCAGCAGCAGAGACAGAAACUCAGCCACAAGCUCAGACACAAACCCAACAGAAGACUCAUUCCGGAAGUUCAAGAGGAAAAAGAAAGCGUAAAGAGAAGGAUAUGGUUGUAGAAGCUUGUGACAAACGUACUGAAGCUCUUAUGGUGAAGAAUAGGAUAGCGGAACGGAUGUUGGAGCGUCAAGAAGCUGCUAGUGUUGAAAAUGUGUUACAGAUACUGUACACAUUGCCUGGAGUGAGAGAGUGGUCUCCACUAUAUGAAGCAGCAAUGGAACAUCUUAUAGACAAUGAAGGGAGCAGAAGGGCUUUUAUAACAAUGAAGACAGAUGAAGCUAAGACUAAGUUUCUAGAGCUUAGGACCAAGAUAAAACGUGACUAUGAAGCUUAGGACUAGUAUGGAACUUAGAACUAGUAUGGAACUUUUGCUUUUGGUUUGAUCUUUGUAUGAAACUGCUAGUAUAAAUCCUUUUGGUCUGAUCUUUGUUGGAACUUGAUGGUAUUGUUUUGUUUAUAUAAAUAUGUCUGUUCUACUUGCA